Messenger RNA from Lotus japonicus, 2371 nucleotides. Its product is annotated as TOM1-like protein 9. The record is from RefSeq and is a predicted model, not a curated record. Lineage: Eukaryota; Viridiplantae; Streptophyta; Magnoliopsida; Fabales; Fabaceae. Gene Ontology annotation, molecular function: phosphatidylinositol binding; ubiquitin binding. Gene Ontology annotation, biological process: protein transport to vacuole involved in ubiquitin-dependent protein catabolic process via the multivesicular body sorting pathway. Bases 169 to 2145 code for a protein of 658 amino acids. The transcript is spliced from 10 exons.
AAUUCAAUUUAGCAUCUUCGUGGUGGAAAGAGAGAGAGAGAGAGACAGAUAGAGAGAGAGAGAGAGAGAGAGAGACCGUUACUUUUCAUCUCAUCUCUGCUGUAUCGCCGGAAUUGCAGUUCGAUCUCGCCGGAAAACUACCGAUCCUCUCGUCGCCGCCGAGCAGCGAUGGUGAAUCCCUUGGUGGAGCGUGCCACAAGCGACAUGCUCAUCGGUCCUGACUGGGCUUUGAACAUCGAGAUCUGUGAUAUACUCAAUCGUGACCCUGCGCAAUCAAAGGAUGUUGUUAAAGGCUUAAAGAAGCGGAUUGGAAGUAGAAGUUCUAAAGUUCAACUUCUUGCACUAACUCUUCUUGAGACAAUCAUAAAGAAUUGUGGGGACAUUGUCCACAUGCAUGUUGCAGAGAGAGAUGUUCUUCAUGAGAUGGUGAAAAUAGUAAAGAAGAAGCCUGAUCCCCGUGUCAGAGAGAAGAUAAUGAUUCUCAUAGAUACUUGGCAAGAAGCUUUUGGUGGGCCAAGAGCAAGAUAUCCACAAUAUUAUGCUGCGUACCAGGAACUACUGCAUUCUGGGGCAGUAUUCCCUCAGAGAUCCGAGCAAUCUGCACCUGUAUUCACACCACUCCAAACACAACCAUUAACAUCAUACCCUCAAAAUAUACGAGACUCUGAUGCUCAGCCACACACAGCCGAGUCCUCGGCAGAGUCUGAGUUUCCAACGCUAAGUUUGUCUGAAAUUCAGAACGCACGUGGUAUUAUGGAUGUUCUUGCAGAAAUGCUCAGUGCUAUUGAGCCUGGUAACAAAGAAGGGCUUCGGCAGGAGGUUAUUGUUGAUUUAGUGGAGCAAUGUCGAACAUACAAGCAGAGAGUGGUGCACCUCGUUAAUUCAACAUCGGAUGAGUCGCUGCUAUGCCAAGGACUAGCUCUGAAUGAUGAUCUGCAGCGUGUACUGGCAAAACAUGAAUCCAUUGCUUCAGGAACUCCUGGUCAAAAUCAUACUGAGAAACUGAAUCCUGCACCUCCUGGAGCUCUUAUAGAUGUUGGUGGUCCCUUGGUUGAUACUGGAGAUACUAGUAAACAAUCUGAUGAGAGGUCUCCUUCUGGUGCUGAAGGAGGGUCUCAAACAUUGAAUCAGUUAUUGCUUCCUGCACCUCCUACAUCAAAUGGUUCAGCUCCCCCCAUUAAGAUUGAUCCCAAAUUGGACCUGCUCAGUGGUGACGACUAUAACUCACCAAAAGCAGACAAUUCACUUGCUCUCGUUCCUGUUGGACAACAACAGCCUGCAAGUCCUAUGUCUCAGCAGAAUGCCCUGGUUCUUUUUGAUAUGUUUUCAAAUGGAAGCAAUGCGCCUUCUGUCAAUAACCAGCCAACUAAUGUUGCUGUGCCGAACAGUCCAUUAAGCCCCCAAUUUCAACAGCAGCAAACUUUCAUUUCUCAAGGUGUAUACUACCCCAAUGGAAGUAUGCCAAGUGUGGGGUCACCUCAGUUUGAGCAAUCACCAUAUGCACAAAGCACUGGUCCUGCCUGGAAUGGCCAGGCUGCACAGCAGCAACAGCCACCUUCACCAGUCAAUGGUGCACAAAGUGGUGGGUCAUUCCCACCACCACCCUGGGAAGCUCAAGCCGCAGAAAACGGUAGUCCGGUUGCCGGCAAUCAAUACCCACAACCACUGCAGGUCACUCAAAUGGUUGUGACACAUGUACAAGGUGCUCCCCUUCCUCAGGGACCUCAAGCAAUGGGGUAUGACCAGGCUGUUGGAAUGUACAUGCAGCAACCAAAUGCUAGCCAUAUGUCAGCAAUGAAUAACCAAGUUCAAAGUAAUCAAUUUGGCAUGCACCCUCAGUAUGCUCAGGGUGUAGCAGCUUCUCCCUAUAUGGGUAUGGUUCCACAUCAAAUGCAGAAUGGUCCUGUGGCUCAUCCCAUGUAUGCUCAACAGAUGUAUGGCAACCAAUACAUGGGAGGAUAUGGCUAUGGUCAACAACCACAACAAGGGGUUCAAUAUGUUGAGCAGCAAAUGUAUGGUUUAUCUAUGAGUGAUGAUAGAAAUUCCUCAUAUGUGCCACCGAAGAAGCCUUCCAAGCCAGAGGAUAAGUUAUUUGGAGACCUUGUUGACAUGGCAAAAGUGAAACCAAAACCUACUCCCCCGUAGAACUGUGAUUUGGUUUGCAUUUUUCACUUGUUUGCCAACUCUUGUCCUCUUUUUUUUUUUCUUCUUUAUUCUUUUCAUUUUACUUUCACGUAUAUUAUUAUAUGUAUAUUUUUUUGUUACUGUCCCAUAUUGUGUUGCUCGUCUGGAAAUUGGUUUUAGAUUAUGUACAUUUGUUAUAGAGAAAACACUGAAACGUGAAAGUAAAAAACUUGGUUUGGCUAGAGCA